Messenger RNA from Nilaparvata lugens (brown planthopper), 7840 nucleotides. RefSeq lists its product as uncharacterized. Bases 4346 to 6103 code for a protein of 585 amino acids. The record is from RefSeq and is a predicted model, not a curated record. Lineage: Eukaryota; Metazoa; Arthropoda; Insecta; Hemiptera; Delphacidae. The transcript has 2 exons.
UAAGUGAUUAGUGAGUGUUAUUUUGUUAUUCAAUUUAGUUUGUAAAUAAUCUAAAUUAGAACUUUUUUGUUCCCAAAUGUUUGAACUGAAAAUUGAACCUGAAUUCAAGUGUAUGGAACAUAACCUACUUUCUGGUGUAUUUAUAGUGUAUAAAUCAAAAUUCGGGGAAGAAACAGUUUUGGGCUGUGCCUGUUAGUCCUUCCCCAAUCAUUUUAAAGAAUUGUGUUCGGUUUAUCAAUAGUCAAUAAAUAAAUAACGAGCGAAGCUCGGUGCCCCGAUAUUAGAGAAAUACAAACUACUAUAAACUAGCCAUUCUUUAUUCUCGUGUUUGACUUUUGGUUGGAUUACAAUAUAAAAAAAACAGAACAGAUUUAUAAAAAAAAGUUAUUAAAAAGACAGGAAUCAAAGAUCUGUAUAAUCUAAUUUGAUAUUUGAUUGGGGGCCCCUUGCAUAUGCGACAUUUGAAGGCUAGGUUCAAGCCUGCUGAAGUCAGUUAGAAAGUAAUCAUUAGGCUAUAGAAAAUUUGAAUUUGUUCCAGAUCCAUCUGGUGAUGCAAAUCAUCAUGAAGAGAAUGAGGACGAACAAGGAAAUUACAAUGAAAACGAGGACAACAAAAGUAUUGAUGAAAUUUUGUUAGGUGAUGAUUCUGACGCUGAUAGACUAUGUGCCUGGAAGUGAGGAAAGCUCAGAAUCGGACAGCAAUAAUAAUUAUAGGCCCAUAUAAUUUUCCAAAAAAAUAAGGUAGGUCAGAUAAGCAAUGACGCAAUACAAAACUUAAUUGCUGAAGAUUUAUAUCCAAGCAGUAAUGAUGAGAAUAUUCCAGAUAAUGAAGCUGUUUUUGAAGAGGUAGAAGUUGUCAAGAGUAAAGUGAAUAAUAAAUCUCACUGCACACAGAAAGGGAAAAACGUGUGGUCCAUGCUAAUGAUUGGGCAAGUAGUAUUCGGAAAAGAAAACUUGCAGGGGGAAAGUUGUUCCUGCGAGAUUAAUGAAGCCAUCUUGUAAUUGCAGGUUGAAAUGCUUUGAUAAGUUACCAAAGAAUGAACGGCAAAAGAUUUUUGACUCUUACUGAAGUGAGGAAAAAGGACUAUAGAUGUUAAGAGGCAGUUUAUCUCAUCAUGUCUUGAAAGCCAGAGAUCCGUAAGAAUCAAGGAAAAGAAAUGAAAAUUCUACUUAAUCAAAAGAUAAAUCACUGCUCUACUAUUAUUUUACAGUAAAUAUGAAUCGACUUGGGGUGUGUAAGGUCAUGUUUUUUGAACACACUUUCAGUUUCUAACACAGUAGUGUUGAAUAUGUCAAUCAAUAUGUUGAAGAAACUUGAACCAGGGUCUUAGUACAAGAAUAUAAAGGAGGUAGGCAGACACCAAGCAAUAAAACUCCUGAUGAAAAUCAAAAACCUUGUCAAACAACAUAUUUCUUCUUUCCCACAAUAUGAGAGUCAUUACUCAAGAGAGGAGAGUGAGAGGAAAUAUUUGCACACAGAGCUAAUCAUAGAAAAAAUGAAUGAACUUUAUACUGACUGUAAUGAAAAAAAAACAUUGAUCAAAAAUUAAGAGCUAAGAAAUAAAUGGUUGUACUAUGAUAUUUUCAACAAACAGUCCAAGUUUUCAUUUAAACCUCCUGAAAUAGACACCUGUGAUACAUGUGAUAUUUUCAAUGCUAAGCUUAAGAAUGAUUUGAGUCAAGAAGAGAGAAUGUAUAAAGGCAGAUCAUGAUGCACAUCUCAAUGAAUCUAGAAUGAGGUAUGACUUGAAAAAGCGUGACACUACUAUGGCUAAAGGCUCACCAAGACACAAAGAAACAACUGGAGAUCUGCAGAAAUGCUUACUAUCACCACUCACAACGAACUGCAUUAGUUUCUAUAAAAGGAAGCUUUGGACAUUGAAUUUCACAUUGUAUGAUUCAUCAGACUCCUCAUUGCACUGCAUGAUGUAGAUGAAUCGAAAGGUGCCCGUGGAGGAAAUUAAAUUGCCUCCUCAAUUUUGAAAUGGGCGGAUAGUGUGAUUCCUGGUAGUGCAAUAGAAGAUAAUCAUACUUUGGACCGACAAUAGCUAUGGCCAAAAUAAAAACAUAAGUGUUGUCAUGAGUUUUUUUAUGCUUCAUAAAUCAAUCAAUCCCCAGAUUGAGGCAAUAAUAAAGAAGUUCCUACUGAAAGGUCAUACCCAUAUGGAGGCUGACGGUGUGCAUGCUUUAAUUGACAGAAAGAGAAAGAAGCUCAAUAAUCUUGCCAUUUUAACACCAUGCGACUGGCAACAGCUAGUGAGGCAAGUAAUUACACAGUCCAUAACAUGCAACUCUUUGAUUUCAAGAACUUCAAUUCACUAUUUGAUAGAAGGCAAUCAUGUAAACCCCCUUUUGUGAAUAGAAAGAAGGACAUCAACAAAGACCACUUCUAUUAUCAACGUGUGUCCAGCUACAAGUCCACCAGGACAAAAUUGGAAAACUAUUCUUGAGAAACGAUUUCAAUGGUGAAAACCAAGAGAUAAACCAAGUGAGAUUUCCUAGACAAGGAGUAUAGUUCCCAGAAACACAACCAAAUCUCAACAGGUUCCAUACCAAUUUCAGAACAAAACUACUAUGACAUUAAUUAAUUGUUGCCUUUUCUUCCCACCAUCUGUCAUGACUUCUAUAGAAAUUUGACUCAUUUGAAUCAAACCACUGAAUAUCCACUAGAAGAUGAUGAUAACAUAGAGAUACAGUAAGAAGUUCAGCAUUCAUCCCAUAUCCUAGUAAGUAGUUAAGUAGGUAGUAGUAAUUAACCCUGAAUGAUAACUAAUACAAAAUGUUGUAUUUAUUAGAAUAAAACCAUGAAGAAUAAGUAAAAUUUGUAAUUUAUUUUCAUGACAAAUACCAAUACUGAGGCAACUAUUGACAAGAUUUUGAGAGGAACAAAACACUAUGUCCACUACAUGCAUUUCAAAAUUCAAUAAAAAAAAUUGAAUGGAUUUUUGGAUUCAUGAUGAGAUAUAUUAAUAAAGAAUAAUUAUAUACGACAUUGUGUUGUAAUGUUGUCAACUUUUCACUAAUUGCUGUUUGAAGUUGAAAAAGUUGUAAACUGCUCUCCUGAAAAAUUAGGAAAUUGGACAUAGUGUCUUGUGCCUCCGAGGUACAGAUAUUUAGGAUGUUUAAAAUCUUAACCACUGCUCGUGGAAUUGAACUCGAAACUCAUAUAUUAACAGCUAUUGAACAUUUGAACAUGUUAUGGGUAGGGUACUCGGAAUUGAAGAGAAUCAAUCAGAAAAGUCAAGAAGUCUUUAAUCAGCACUUGAAUAUUUCAUGAAUUGAAAUUCAUCGGCAUAUUUAUCUAGAUCAGUGGUUCCCAAUAAGUGGUUUGCAAAAGCUAUGGAGGAUUGAUGUUUUGCGGUUUAUUAGUGUUUUUUUGCUCUAUUAAAGUACAAUAAAUUUACCUUCGAAAAUGCUAUACCAAAAUCAUGGUAAAUUCAAAAUAUGUUUGCAAUCGGUAGAAGGAGUGAUCCAAGAUAAGUUCGGUAGAAGAAAAGUUUCAAGUUUUCAAUGCAAUAAGAUAUGAUUAUAAAGUUUGUUACGAGUCCUAAUGGCGGAUUUGUACCACGUGAUCGAGCAAGCCAAUCAAAAGUUUGACAGUCAAUGGCCAUACUGUGGUUUUAAUUACUGUAGUCGUACCUAACCUAGGUUUUUGAAUUAUCAACAACCGAUUAUAUCAACGAUUGAAUAAAAAAGGAGCGAAUCCUUCGCUUCUAUUGUACAUUUUCAACGUAUUAUUAUCUAUUAUAAAAUUUAAAGUAUAAAAAUAAUGUUUCAUCAAUCGAGUAUUUCAUGAUUAAUAUUCAAUACCAUUUAAUUGAUGGAAUUGGACAUUACUCGCCUUUUCACAACUAUUUCAAUAGAGAACGUCUAUUGUUGAGCUCCAAAAGCUAAUAUAAACAAAUAAGACCUACAUGAAUCCACCAUUUUCUUGUUCAUUUACUAUGUUAUAGGUGUCUGGCUUGGUCCUACAGAAGGGACAAUGGCCAUUCUGAAGAAUCUUCAUUUCAAAAUCAUCAACGUGGAACACCUGUAAAACAGAAAUAAGAUAAAGACUAGCCCUAUACAAUAUUAUUUAAUUUGUGAAAUUGCUUUGAUUUACUUACUUACUUUACUUUAGUUGGCUCUACAGUCCUGGGUGGACCUUGGCCUCCUCAACACAAUGCCUCCAAUCGUCUCUUCUCUGGGAUCUUUGCCGCCAGUUGCUUUGAUUUGUUUACUCCAAAUCAUGAUGUGCCUCACUUUGUCAACAAAAUUCGCCAAUGGGAUUUAUUACUUCUGAAAACCGAAAUAAUGCCUCGCAGAAAGUCAAAUUUUGGCCGUCUCACGGAGACGGCUUUCGAAUAUGACUGUGGAAGAGCGAGCAUCCGUACGAGAGAGGAACAGGCUAAGCACCAUCCAGACACGCAACGUAGACCCAGCAGAAAGACGAGCAGCCAGGCUUGAGGAUGCACGAUUGCGAGCACGUCAGUCGCGUUCUGCAGCAACAAAUUUGGUUCGUUUUGAACGAAAUGAACGCGAAAGGGUGAGGAUAGCUGAAACACGAACAGAAAGAACAGCUGAUCUGCAUCUGGAAUACAAUCGUCUUGCGUUCCGGUACAAUCCAGCUGUUGAUUAUAGUUCAAGUCAGCAUGUUGUCAUUGGUCAGAUGAGUCAUGUAUGUAGCUACUGCCAGGCUCUAAAGUUUAAUAAUGAAACGAAAGGGAUGUGUUGCGCUGGCGGAAAAAUCAAAUUGCCUCAACUUGAUGCACAACCACAGCCAUUCAAAACUUUACUUGCUGGAUCUACCGCUGAAUCGAAGCAUUUCUUAUCGAACAUCAGGAAAUAUAACUCUUGCUUCCAAAUGACGUCAUUUGGUGCGGAAAUCGUGACUGCUCAAUUUAUGCCAACUUUUAAAAUCAAAGGGCAAAUAUAUCACAAAGCUGGCUCCCUGCUCCCGUUCUCAGAUAGUGACCAUAAAUUCCUACAAAUUUACUUCAUUGGUGAUGAUAGAGAUGAAGUAGAUGCACGUUGUGGAAUACAUAACUCUCUAAGAAGAUCCAUUAUUUCGCAGCUGCAGGAGCUCCUUCACGAAAGGAACAAUUUGGUGCGUUUGUUCAAAACAGCAAUUGAUAUAAUGCCAUCAGAUACCCACAAAAUUCUUAUUCACGCAGACAAAACUCCCGCUGGAGAACAUGUCCGGAGAUAUAAUGCUCCAACUAUAGACGAAGUAGCAAUAAUUGUCAUAGUUGGAGAUCAGUUCCAACCUAGAGAUAUUGUUCUCCAUCGAAGAAAUAAUCAAUUAAUAAACGUAGCAGAAACUCACCGUUGUUACGAUGCUUUACAAUAUCCAGUGAUCUUUUGGGAUGGUGCUAAUGGAUAUCAUUUCAAUGUGAAAAUGAUAAAUCCAGUAAAUGGUGCAGAAAUCAAUAAAAAGUGCAGCUCAAUGAACUUUUACGCAUACCGCUUAAUGAUUCGGAGGAACGAGGACAAUCAUAUUUUUAAAUUCCGUCAGUUAUUUCACCAGUACCUUGUGGAUAUGUAUGCAAAAAUUGAAACGGAACGUUUGCUAUUUCUCCGUUUGAAUCAGACUAAACUACGCUCUGAAGAAUAUAUUCAUUUGCGAGAUGCAGUUGUGAAUGACGGUAAUACAACCAGCGUUGGAAAGCUAACUAUUUUGCCAUCUUCAUUCAUUGGCAGUCCACGUCACAUGCAAGAAUAUGCUCAAGAUGCAAUGUCAUAUGUUCGUCAUUAUGGGCGUCCAGAUUUAUUUAUCACUUUCACAUGCAAUCCAGUUUGGGACGAGAUACGGCAGCUGUUACUUCCUGGGCAAUCACACGUGGAUAAGCAUGACAUUAUAGCACGUGUUUUCCGACAAAAGCUUAAAUCGCUGAUGGAUUUCAUUGUGAAACUUGAAGUAUUUGGAUCUGUGCGCUGCUGGAUGUAUUCAGUGGAAUGGCAGAAGAGAGGGACUAUUUUAUUAAAAUGGAGAUUCUCAGUGUUCCCUGUCUCUAUAUUUUGGAAAUGUGUGUAUAUAUUAGAAGGUGUUCACUACAGACUAUUAAUAAGACGCAUGAAUAUAAUACACGGCAUAAGAGUACCUUCUCGGAAUAUCAUAAAUUGACUUUGUAUGAAGAAAAACCCAGUUAUAUUGGUAGAAAGAUUUACCAAGUACUACCAAUUCGGUUGCGGGAAAUAUUAACGAUAAAAAAGUUUAAACGAAGAUUGAAAUUAUUUCUAAAGGAGGAAUGCUUUUAUAGUCUGAAGGACUAUUUUGAUUACUGUAAUAGAGUCAAAGACAAAUAGUAAUUAAAUACUAGAUAUAAAUUUAAUGAAAAAUUAAUGGUGUCUCGCUUUUGCUAGCACUUUGACUUGUCUGACGCUGUUGAGGCCAACCAGACGUAAUAUAUAUCUAUCUAUCUAUCUAUCUAGAGGAUUGCCACAUGCGCAUAUACUAAUCUGGCUCUACAAUAAAAUAACUUCAGACGAAAUCGAUGACGUGAUAUGCGCUGAGAUACCACGGGCUGACGGCGAUGAGGAUUUGCAUGCAGUGAUCAUCAAAAACAUGAUACAUGGACCAUGUGGUACACUAAAUCCAAAUUCACCAUGCAUGGUAGAUGGGAAAUGCUCUAAGCAAUUACAGCCAACAGGCGACGGUUUAAGCAACAGUAACAGGCGACGAUGGAUAUCCUCGGUAUAGAAGACGAUCAACUGAAGAUGGUGGAAAUUCGGCAACUAUACACAUGCAAAAUGGUGAUAUUGAUGUAGGCAACCGUUGGGUGGUUCCAUAUUCUCCUUUACUGUCAAAAACAUACCAAGCCCACAUAAACGUAGAAUAUUGUAAUUCCGUGAAAUCAAUUAAAUAUAUCUGUAAAUAUGUUGAUAAAGGCAGCGAUAUGGCAGUUUUUAGUGUGCAAUCUGAUAAUUUUGACAAUAAUGCAGUACGAGAUGUUGAUGAAAUUGCUCAAUACCAGGCUGGAAGAUACAUAAGCAGCAAUGAGGCUGCAUGGCGAAUUUUUUCAUUUCCCAUGCAUGAACGCAAUCCAGCUGUGGUUCACUUGGCAGUACAUUUAGAAAAUGGACAGCGUGUUUAUUUCACAGAUGCAAAUGUGCAAGAAAGAGCCCUUAAUCCACCUGGUACAACUCUGACUGCUUUUAUCACCUUAUGCCAGGAAGACGCUUUCGCCAGAACACUAAUGUAUUCAGAAGUUCCCUCUUACUACACAUGGAAUGUAACUAGAAAAGUAUUUGUACGGCGCAAACGAGGGGAGCCAGUCGACGGUCACCCUGGCAUUUUCAAAGAAAAUACAAUUGGUAGACUUUAUACAGUGCAUCCCAAUCAAGAUGAAUGUUUUUUCCUUCGCAUGUUAUUGGUAAAUGUGCCUGGUCCUAGAUCUUUCCAGCAAUUAAAAAUAUUUGACGGCGUCACACAUGCCACUUUUCGCGCUACGUGUCAAGCUCUGAAUUUAUUAGAAAAUGACCAACAGUGGAACAUAUGCAUCAAUGACGCGUGCAACACUGCACAUCCAAACCAAAUUCGCGCAUUAUUCGCAAUUAUAUUGACCGCUUGCUUUCCUUCAUCUCCCACAGAGUUAUGGGAAAGAUAUCGUUCGCAUAUGGCUGAGGAUAUUUUGCAUAGAGUACGCCUUGAAAAUGCCAAUAUGACCUUAGAAUUUACAGAAGCCAUUUACAACGAAGCAUUGAUAAAUAUUGAAGACAAGUGCUUAGCUAUUACAAAUAAAGUUCUUAGUCAAUUAGGAAUGCCAGCACCAACCCGAACUGCGACUGCUGCAUUUGAUGGAGUUAUUCUCACGACAGUUACUGGAAAUUGGAAACGGUCAGCUGCCAGUUGAUGAGACGU